UGCAUAGACAUUAAAACCAGUUUGAAUGUAACCUAGAACUAGCUCCACCCUCGACUAUUCAGGCUUAUUACGUGUGAGGACUAGUCCUGUUUCGAGCCUGAAGCAUCUGGAAUAAGACUUUCUCCCUCCUACCUAUUAAUGAAGAAAAAUAAGACAUUGUUCCUUGCUUUUACGCAUGAAUUUACAGACUACAGGCGCAUGCUUUACAACUCGAAACUUAUUUUCGGACGAGAUUCUACAGCCGCAUUGAUUGCAAAGGACUAAAACUAAAAACUAAAGAGGUUGGUGCUGAAUACAAAGUGAUACCGUGAUCCCAUGUUUCGCUCGCAUGACUAAUUAAUAUCAGUACUCAGUCUCGCGCGCUCCUAUUUUUUCAAUAUAAACUAUGGCGGUUAGAGCGAGAGCGUUGUACGACUUUAGUUCCGAAAAUCCAGGAGAGAUAUCGAUUACUGAGAACGAAGUUGUUACUUUGUACAGCGAACAAGAUGUCGAGGGAUGGUUAGAGGGGACUAACAGCAGAGGGGAGACUGGUCUUUUUCCAGCCUCAUAUGUGGAGAUUCUCACAAAUGAUUCAUCUGACAUCUCCUCCAACAACAAUGGCAUGUCGGCAGAUCAUGGUCAAGCCGAGUUGCCAUCAAGUGGAUAUGAUUCAUCAUACCAUUCCCAGUCCCACUCUCGUGCUGAGAGCAUUACAGUCCCGAACCCUUCCCACUCUGCUUAUCCUGUGCAAACUCCACAGCACCACAGUUACCCGACCAGUCAAGGUAGCGAUGACGACUGGGAUGAUGACUGGGAUGACAGCUCGACUGUGGCGGAUGAACCUGGAACGAUACAUGACAAUGAUGGAACUAGUUCCACAGCAUACACGGUCACUACCAGUUUACCUGAGAGACGUAGCAGUGCCCAAGCCAAAAGUUCAGCCACAGUGGGUAAAAACCUCAACAGGUUUUCAACCUUUGUGAAAUCAGGUGGAGAGGCUUUUGUGUUGGGCGAGGCGGCUGCCUUUGUCAAGGACGGGGACAAGAUCUGUGUUGUCAUGGGCCAGUAUGGGCCAGAGUGGCAAGAAGACCCAUAUCCAUUUGCCUGCUCUAUCGAUGACCCCACCAAACAGACUAAAUUCAAAGGCAUGAAGAGUUACAUGUCAUACAGACUAACUCCCUCUCAUACCCAGAGCCAGGUGAAUAGAAGGUACAAGCACUUUGACUGGCUCUAUGCCCGCCUAGUGGAACGAUUCCCUGUCAUAUCAGUCCCCCAUCUGCCCGAGAAACAGGCCACGGGGCGCUUCGAACAGGACUUUGUCUCCAAGCGCAGAAAAGGUUUAAUAUGGUGGAUGAACCACAUGACGAGCCAUCCUGUCCUGGCCAGGUGUGACGUCUUCCAGCACUUCCUCACCUGCCCCAGCACAGACGAGAAGACGUGGAAGAUGGGCAAGCGAAAGGCGGAGAAGGAUGAGUUGACUGGCGCUAACUUCUUCCUGACCAUCUCCACCCCGGCCGUUCCACUGGACCUACAGGAGGUGGAGAGCAAAAUAGACGGUUUCAAAGCCUUCACCAAGAAGAUGGAUGAGAAUUGUCUGUUAGUCAACGCUACCAUCAACGAGUUCGCCAGGAAGCAGAUCACCGGCUUCAAGAAAGAGUAUCAGAAAGUGGGCCAGUCCUUCAAACUGCUGGGCCAAGCCUUUGAGAUGGACCAACAGGCCUAUUCCGUAGGACUGAACCGUGCCAUAGCAUUCACAGGCGAGGCCUACGAGGUUAUAGGAGACUACUUUGCCGAGCAGCCCAGACAGGAUUUGGACCCCAUAUCGGACCUGCUGGACCUGUACAAGGGACACCUGGCCAACUACCCUGAUAUCAUCCAUGUUCAGAAAGGUGCCCUUACCAAAGUGAAGGAGUGCCAGAAGCAGGAAGGGGAGGGAUCAACCAUCAACGAGCGUUGUAACAUCAUUUCCUGCGCCACGCUGGCUGAGAUCCAGCACUUCCACCGUACGCGCGUACGUGACUUCAAGAGCCAGAUGCAACACCACCUCCAGCAGCAGAUCAGCUUCUUCCAGAAGAUCACUGGGAAGUUAGAGGAGGCACUGCAGAAGUACGACGAAUACAUAAUAUAAGGGACCUGAGGAAAGGAGGGUGGCUACAGAGGGAUGGAGAGAGGAUGGCGGGGACAGAGGGAGAGAGAGGAGGGAGAGAAAGAAAGAUGGCUAGAGAUGAUAAAUAAAGUGCCCGGAGGAGAACACUUGAAUGACUUGCUCAGUUCUCCGUGACCAGAUUAUUCAUCCAUUCUACAGUCGGAAGUGAGUGGAUCUAUGCAGGUGAUGCAGUGACGGAUGGGGGAAAAUGGGGUAGAAAGAUACUGAAGACAAUCCUUCGUUGACGUUGUCCGCAAAACCUGAUCGCAUAGUCUAGCUUGACGGGAUAUGUUAAGUCAUCACAUACAAGACGUGUCAAUUCAUGAAAUGAGUGGGAUGUCUUCCAUAAGGAACUGUAUAGAAUUGCAAAGACAUCUCUUAAAAUACAUGUUUAACCUGUUGCAUUGAAUCCCCCUUAUUUGCCUUUUUCUCUGAACAUAUAUAACAAUUUCAGUUUCAUGGCAAAUAUGAAUGACGUGUGUGUGUGUGUGUGUGUGUGUGUGUGUGUGUGUGUGUGUGUGUGUGUGUGUGUGUGUGUGUGUGUGUGUGUGUGUGUGUGUGUGUGUGUGUGUACGUACGUGUAUCUUAUCAUAGAGGGGGCAACCAAGGGGGGGUUGGUAUUUCAAUAUUCUGUUGUAGUUUCUGAACCUCAUUAUUUGAGCCCUCCCAGAGAGCCCUGUGCCAGGAACAAGCUUUAAGAUUGUAGAACACUGGAGGAGAACAGAACACCUGAUUUUCUAUUCCUUCUUAUUGUUCCCAAUGGAGAGGGAGGAGGGAGGCACAAAUAACUCAGCCAGAAUAAUACUGCAAAUGAUGUCUCUGUGGGAUUCCCUGGUGUCGAAGGACAUUGUUGAAAUGAAAUCCUUCCUCCUACACAUGUACUGCAUGUGAAUUUGACGAUUGAAGGACCAUUGAUUGGUAUCCUCCCAAAACACAGCCAAAAGUCUAAUGUAUGUAAGUUAUUUUACCAGGUUGAUUAGGGUAGUGCUAGAUGACUUGACACACAUCGCCCCUGAACAGCCUAAUACAUGUAGAAGGGACCUUUAUCACAGUAUAUUCACUUUAUCACACAAGGAACACCGUGUAGUCCUUUUUCUCAUGUUUGCCCGGUCUACAUUUAGCAGACAGCAUGGCUGCAAUUCAGGUACUACUACCAGGCCCACUGUUAUUGAUAUAGGACACCAUCUCUUCUCCUCUCCCAAUAGGUCAAGUUACUCCACCUCCAAUGCGUCCAUUAUUUAGACCAGAUUCCUUUUCCACUAGCUCUGGGUCAAGUUACAUCUGAAACACUUGAAGGGAAUUUAAAUGGCUUGUUGUUCUUGUUAACAUACAGCUAUCUUGCUGAACUGGGUUUGUUGUGUUUGCUCACCCAUGUCCAGUGCUUGACUCGGGAUGAAAGAAGUGCAGGAGCUGUCUUUUCCCAAGUCCAUCCAUUAGAUUAUGUUUACUGAAGUUCAGUGGUGUAAAGUACUUAAGUGAAAAUACUUUUAAGUACUACUUAAGUUGUUUUUUGGGGUAUCUGUACUUUACUAUUUAUA
This is a messenger RNA of Oncorhynchus tshawytscha (Chinook salmon), 3663 nucleotides long. RefSeq names its product sorting nexin-18. The transcript has 2 exons. Gene Ontology annotation, biological process: mitotic cell cycle; endocytosis; cleavage furrow formation. Gene Ontology annotation, cellular component: plasma membrane; cytoplasmic vesicle. The coding region runs from base 386 to 2107 and encodes 573 amino acids. The record is from RefSeq and is a predicted model, not a curated record. Gene Ontology annotation, molecular function: phosphatidylinositol binding; protein binding. NCBI's taxonomy places the organism in Eukaryota, Metazoa, Chordata, Actinopteri, Salmoniformes, Salmonidae.